Molecule: messenger RNA, 1554 nt
Organism: Grosmannia clavigera kw1407
Lineage: Eukaryota; Fungi; Ascomycota; Sordariomycetes; Ophiostomatales; Ophiostomataceae
Product: amino acid permease
Exons: 3
Coding region: 1-1554 (517 amino acids)
Biological process (GO): transmembrane transport
Cellular component (GO): membrane
Molecular function (GO): transmembrane transporter activity
Source: RefSeq, a predicted model, not a curated record
AUGACAAAGGAGGGCAGCCAUCUCCGUCCGGAGAACGCCAGCAAGAUAGAGUCCAACAUCGAUGUCUCGUCCGGCAAAGAUGGGGAUAACACUGGGGUCUACAGCCAGACGCGGACGCGGAAGCUGUUCUCCUUCUCCCAGCUCUUUGCCUUCUCCCUGACCUACAUGUCCCUCUGGGAAGGCAUGUGCACGAAUAUGUACUUUGCCCUCUACAAUGGGGGCCCGCAGACCUUCAUCUUUAGCUUCAUCAUUGUCUUCGUUGGCGCAAUGGCACAGGCUGCCUCGCUGGGCGAGAUGGCUUCCAUUCAACCGGUUGCUGGUGCUCAAUACCACUGGACCUACCAUAUGGCCCCGGUGCGGCUCAGACGCUUUGCUACAUAUGUCCAGGGCUGGUCGACUUGGUUCGGGUACAUUUCGCUGCUAGCGGGCAUUGCCAACGUCACGGUCAUCCUGCUCGAGUCCAUGAUCCAGCUCAACAAUGACAGCUAUGUCCCUGGCGGCUGGCACACAUCUGUCAUAGUCAUCGCCAUGUGCGUCCUGCAGGGCCUGAUGAACAUGUACACCUUCUGGCUGAUCCCCUGGGUUGAGCUCAUCGCUGGCAUCCUGCAUGUGUGCCUGUUUGUCAUUUUUGUGGUCGUCCUCUGUGUCCUUGGAACCCGGCACGACUCCAGCUUUUGGUUGGAACGCGAUAUUGCCUCAGGCUGGAAGAACACCUUUAUUGCCUGGAACUUGGGCAUGCUCACCUGUGUUUGGAGCUUCACCGGCUUCGACAGUGCCAUCCACAUGAGCGAGGAGACCCGUAAGGCCAAGUCCGCGGUGCCUCGUGCCAUGUUCUGGUCCAUCUUCAUGAAUGGCUGCCUCGGCUUCGUCAUGGUUAACAUCAUCCUCCUCACCAUGGGCUCUGUCGACGACGCGAUCAACUCGUCCAGCCCGAUUCUAGCCAUCCUGCUCAGCGUUACCGGCUCCAAGGCUGGAACGACGGCCAUGAUCACCGGCCUUUUCAUCAUUUCCUUCAGCGUCAACUUAGCCAACAUCGCUUCCGUCUCGCGUCUUACCUGGGCCUGGGCCCGAGACGGCGGCAUGCCUUCGUACUUUGCUCACGUCAACAAGCAGCGCCACGUCCCCACCCGUUCCAUCAUCAUGACCGUUUUUCUCGCUUGUGCGCUGUGCCUGCUCAAUAUUGGCAGCGGCAGCUAUAUCGCUUUUGGUGGAAUCACCGCUCUGUCAUCCUUGGCUCUGUACCUGAGCUAUGCCAUUGCUAUUGGCAGCAUUCUCUACGCUCGCUGCACUACCAAUACUCUAACCCUCGGCGAGUGGAACCUCGGACGCUACGGUGUCUACGUCAACGCAUUCGCGCUCGUCUAUACCCUCUAUAUCAUCAUCUUCCUACCUUUCCCCGAGGCCAUCCCCGUGACUGCGGCCAACAUGAACUAUGGUGGGCCGGUCAUGGUUUUUGUCCUCGCCGUCACUGUGGCUCUCUGGUUCGGCUGGGCUCGGAAGAACUGGAAGGGCCCGAACCUCACCAUUCUCGACUUCAUCCUUUCUAACUCUUAA